Messenger RNA from Periophthalmus magnuspinnatus, 4513 nucleotides. RefSeq names its product calmodulin-regulated spectrin-associated protein 2-like. Lineage: Eukaryota; Metazoa; Chordata; Actinopteri; Gobiiformes; Gobiidae. Gene Ontology annotation, biological process: neuron projection development; negative regulation of microtubule depolymerization; cytoplasmic microtubule organization. Gene Ontology annotation, molecular function: spectrin binding; microtubule minus-end binding; calmodulin binding. Gene Ontology annotation, cellular component: microtubule minus-end. The transcript is spliced from 21 exons. The record is from RefSeq and is a predicted model, not a curated record.
AAGCGCAGUGGAGACUUCACCGAGAUAGAGGGAGCGGAGGAAAACAGUUAUAAGAGCAAAAAGAAGGAAACAUGGACGCGCGGGGAGUUUCAUCUCUCAAAUGGUCGUGUGGGAUGUGCUGUGGCUUUUGACGCACACGAGCCGCUCCGCUUUGCUGAUGAGAUUUAUAUCAGGGAAUGGGAAUCUUCAGGAAUCCUUCUGAAAACUGCUCUCCGCUUCUUCCAGACUGUAAAAAGCUGGACGUUAAAGUCAAGAUGGUGCUGAUGUAACAGACUAUUUGGUAUAGCCUACGCCAAGUCGCCGUGCGUCUGCGUAAAGUUUUCCAUAUUUUCCUGGAGAAGGGGGAGGUUUUGCUGCAUUGAAUUCCUCUGGUCGGGAUGUCAUCCGCAGUCAAGAGGACUUCCUCUGGCUGACUGCUCCUCCAGCCUAGCGGUCCCGGGCCUGACACGCGGAGGGAAAGAUGGGAGAUGCAGCAGACGACAGAGGGAUGAAACGCACAUUCAUUGUACCCACAAUUAAGAGCUUUGACCACUAUGACUUCACCAGGGCCAAGAUCUCCUGUAGCUUGACGUGGCUCGUGGCCAAAGCCUUUGGCUCUGAUGCUGUGCCAGAGGAGCUGGUUGAGCCCUUCUAUCGGGACCAGUACAACCAGGAGCACCUGAAGCCCCCCGUGGCCUGUCUUCUGCAGUCUGCAGAGCUGUACUGCAGAGCGGGCAGCCUGAUCCUCCGCAGCGACGCUGUCAAACCACUGCUGGGACACAACGCCAUCAUCCAGGCUCUGGCUCAGAAAGGCCUAUAUGUCACCGACCAGGAUAGACUGGUCACCGAGAGGGACCUAACCAGUACGCCCAUACACAUGAGUUCCCACUUGGCUCUCAUAGACACUCUGAUGAUGGCCUACACUGUGGAGAUGGUGAGCGUGGAGCGCGUUAUGUCCUGCAUCAACAGAUUUUCUGCUGCCGAGCCGUUUCUCUGCGACGGACACGUGCAGGAGCUGCCGUACGACACAGAGGACGCCAUCAUCACAUGGAUCAACAAGGUAAAUGAACACCUGAGAGAUAUCCUUGUGGAGGAGCACAAGCUGAAAGAGGCUGCAUUUCAGGAUAACACCCAAAAAGCUCGCUACAGGAGAGAGCUUUCACAGCAGAGAAAUGUCCCAGUACUCCCCCUGGUGGACAACCUGCUGAAGGACAACACAGACGGCUGCACUCUGACGGCUCUGCUGCACUUCUACUGUCCACAGGCAGUCAGACUGGAAGAUAUCUGCCUCAAAGAGACCAUGUCUUUGGCCGACAGUCUGUACAACCUACAGCUGGUCCAGGACUUCUGCACUAAUAAUCUCAACCACUGCUGCCACUUCAGCCUGGAGGAUAUGCUCUACGCCCAUUCUUCCAUAAAGAGUAAUUACCUGGUGUUUAUGGCUGAGCUCUUCUGGUGGUUUGAAGUGGUGAAACCCUCAUUUGUACAGCCAAGAGUCUUUGACCCAAAUGCCUGUGAAGUAUCCUGUAGAAAUAUGGCUCCUGUGACCAGUCCAGUUAAACAGAGCUAUGCAGAAAAUGACGUCCCAGCUGAGGGUGUAAUGAAGAGAUCCUCCUUGUCUUUUGAAGAUGGCAGUGUUGGGACUUGGCCCAAAGAAAAACGGACCACCUCCCGGGGAAUCUCCUUUGAGAUCCCCCUUGAUGGAGGUCCCCCUGUUCCCCUCUGUGAGCCCCCCUCCCUCCACAUGACUCGCUCAGUCAGCAGGGAUGUCCUUGCAUUCAAAGUUCACUAUGCAUCCCAAGGAAACAUGAAGAGCCACCCCUCCCUGGUGCCUAUAACUGUAAAUGGGCAGAGUGGACAUAUAGAAGAGGAGGAAGACUUCUCCCCUCAUAAACCAGUUGGGCGAAACAACACAUUCUCCAUUAAAAACCAAAGCAGGUACUCAAAUGGAGUUCUACCUGAAAGUACCUCUGCCAAUCACUAUAGCAACCACAGUGGUCAUAUUAGUCCGACCACCCCUCCAAGCAUCGAGGAGGCUCUAAAGAUAAUCCAUGACUCAGAAAGGCCUCAUGCCAGUUUAGGGAUUGGCGAUGGGUUCUAUCUCCACGUGACAGAGCCCUCAGAACCACCAGGAGCACAGGGUGAGGCACCAGGCUCAGCCAAAGCCCUUCUCCAAGAGCAUGACUCUGUCUCUGAGGAAGUGGAUACUGGUAUCCAUGUGAGGACUGAGGACAUCCAGAGUCUGGAUGAGGACUCCUCUCUCAGAGACUAUUCAGACAUCGACCAGGACUGUGACGCCAUGACUAGGUCCUGCCUACUGCCCGAGCGGGACAGGGGCUCCCGGGACGCUGGGCGGAGAGGAGUUUUUGACUCCGAUGUUGACAGUGAGAGAGGCCAUGGAGCUGACAGGAGCAGCCCCGGUCCUGCACACAGCCUGCCCAGGUCCCACACAAUAUGCUCCACAUCCUCCUCUGGCUCAGCUGGAGCCAUGACCCGCAUGACCAGCUUUGCAGAGCAAAAGUUCCGAAAGUUAGAGGGAAGAAGUAGUGGAGGAACCACACCCGAGAGUUCAGACGUUAAUGUUCCAUGUGGACGUCCAGCAAAAACUCAGACUCAGAUAUCUACUCCUCCCCUGCCAAUCACAUCUCCAUCUCCUGUAACACCAACUCUCAGAGACCCCUCUCACCUGAUUGCUUCAGAAAUGAUACAACUCAGGAUGAAGUUGGAAGAGAAGCGCAGAGCCAUUGAAGCCCAGAAAAAGAAGGUGGAGGCUGCUUUUACUCACCAUCGGCAGAGAAUGGGCAGAACAGCGUUUCUGAAUGUUGUGAGACGGAAAGGGGUCAAUCCCAGUCCCAGUGAAACAGAAAACCCCUCACCCCAAUCAUUAUCCUCUCCAAAAUUAGCAGACCCGAGCUACAUUGAACGAGCAGAGAGGUGCAAACCUGAUGGGGCAGCUCCAAAAUCUCCCUGUGAAGAUAGAGAAGGUGUUGCUCCUGGGGAGGUUGACUUGUCUGAGUACACCCGCUCCAUUGAGAGGUUGAACUCUUCACUCGGCUUUCUGCAAACAGAGAUGCAGCGUCUGGCUCAGCAGCAGGAAAAGAUCAUGACCAUGAGAGAACAACAACAGCAGGCCUGGGUCAUACCCCCUCCAGCUCCAUCACCACACAGACAGCUCCGUGAGCUGCGCAGCAGCAGUGUCACAGGCCGAGGUUCAGGCCGUGGUUCAGUGGGCUCUUUGUCUCCAAACUUGUCCUCCUCUGGUUCUCCCCAAGCUCCCACUCGCUCCUCCUCUGGACUCAAGCGCAGACCAGCCUCCUUCCACGCCAGGACACCUCGAACUCCUCGCCCCAAUGACUUAAAGGUCACACCUUUCAGUCGAAUGCUGAACACGCCCACUUCAGUGGACAGCCUGCCCAGGCUCAGGCGAUUUAGCCCACAGCAGUCACAGCUCAGCUCCUUUGCCUACUUGGGGCAUGAUGAAAAAAACAGAUGAAAAACUGCCAAAGAGGAGUGUGCAGAAAAGAGUGCAGGCGCUCGAGAAGCAGCUCCACAACUUCAGACACAGGACCACAACAAACAGGCAGCACAGAGUUUGUCUAAAAAGAAGGUCACACAAACAAAACCAGCAGAGGUGCUGCAGCAGCCCCUGUCAAAGGUCCAAGAAGGGGCAAAGUUUGAAUGUCGGCCGGACCGAAGUGACCUGGUGGAAGUCGCUUUGUCUGAACUCAAACUUGGGGAUGAAGAGGGAGACACAGGGGAAGAGAUUUGUGUGGCUGAGCAAAAAAUGUGUUGUGGAUUCUUCUUCAAGGAUGAUGUGAAAGGAGAAGAGGAUAUGGCGGCAAAGAAAGCAGCUCUACUGGAGAAGAGGUUGAGGAGAGAGAAAGAGGCUCAGGAGAGGAAACAGCAACAAGAGCUGGAUCAGGAGCAGAGGAAAGAAGCUGCACGGUUAAAAGCAGAGGAGGAGCAGCAAAAGAAAGAAGAAGACAAGGCACGACGUGAAUACAUCAAAUGUGAGUUUUUAAGACGGAAUCAGUUGAAGCUCAUGAACGACAUGGAUGAAGUGGUCAAACCUCGAUCUGGAAGUCUGAAAAAGAAAGCCAGGCCCAAGUCCAUUCACAGAGACGUCCUGGAGUCCUCUACACCAGCCAGAGCCACAGGAGUGCGUCCACGAGGAUACUCUGUGUCCAGUGUAUCUCUGGCUUCUCUCAACUUGGCAGACAACGACAAUCAGCUUGAUAACAAGAAAAACAACAGGGGCAAUAAAAUUGCUACUGCUCAUGUCCCCUUCUAUCUGAGUUUUUCCAAAGAAAAAAAGGGAAGACAAAAGCGUCAGCAGCAAAAGGAAUGCAUGGGACUGGUGCUGAAAGGACAGCUCCCUAGGCUGACUGAAUCCAUGAAGCAAAGCCUAGAGGAGGCAGGGGGAAGGGGCUACAGCCUAGCUUCUGUACAACAUUGUGAAACGGACUUGGAUCUUGCUUCAACCUUGAGUGGCAAGCCUUUGUUUGUUUACAGCGCUUUUUGGAAAGAAAAUUAG